GUGAAAGUGCAUUUAGCAGCCUUCCUGUCUCUCUGCACCAGUCUCAAACUGACCCUCAACAGAGCACACGACAAACCUGGGCUUUAAUUUGAAAAUUUCAAAAUGCGUGCACUCAGAGUCUUCUCCAUGGUUUUGGGGAACACCAUGAACUCCCACAAGCUCUUUAUGGAUCGUCUCAGUUCCAAAAUGAAGCUACAUGAAGCGUACUCAGAGAGUGAUUGUGAUGUCAUCAUUGUGUUUGUACCGAUUGUGUCUCGAGCUGGAACGGACAUUCAAGCUGCUCUUGAAAAACUUCACAGACAUUCAUACAAGAACAUCAUUCUGGUGUCUCUCCACCACACAUUUGAUCCUCAUUACAUCGCUCCAGACAGCAGACACUCUGUUCACAGGAGUGACGUGUUUGCUGUGGACUGUCUUUAUCAUGAAGACCAGGGACUGCUGACCUCCCGAUGCAAUGAUGAGGCACUGAAAAGAGUAAUAAAGCAUCUAGGAGGAGAAAAAUCAUCAAAUCAAGUCUCUGAACCGAGCUGGUUGAGUGGUGUGGACAACACCGAACUGAUUUCUUGGAUAUUCACUGUGUUGAGCAUCUUCCUUGUUUAUUUAGUUCUGCCAGAAGGGUACAGCUUCUUCACCUUAUUAAUUUUCGAGAUAUUUCUGCUGAUUAUCAUGGCUGUCACCCUGAAUUACUACAACCUUAUCAAGAGGACCCUUUGGAUUUUUAUUAGUAUAAACAUUUUGUUUUUCAUUCUCAUACUUGUCAUUCAGAGCCUCAAGACUGAGAAGCAAGAUUUGCAGAAGGCAGAGGUGGAGGCUCAUAACGUUCCAUACACUGAUCGUGUAACUCGGCUGAGAUCUGACUUCAAAAUGACCCAAGUCUUUCCAGCAAUUAUCAGAUUUUUUGUCAUGGUCCUUGGAAACACCGUGGAUUCCCACAAGACUUUUCUGAAUCAUCUGACAAUUUCACGAAAAUUUCGAGAAGUGAAUACGCUGAAUGACAGUGAUGUCAUCAUUGCUUUUGUCCCAAUUGUGUCUCGAGCUGGUACUGACAUUUCAGCUGCAAUAGAGAAGAUUCCUGAGGGUAAACCUGUCGUUCUCGUGGUGCUCCACCACACAUUUGAUCCAGACUACAUCGCUCCAGACAGCAGACUCUGUGUAAACAAGGAAAAAGUGUUUGCUGUAGAUUGUCUCUAUCAUGAAGAUCAAGGGCUGCUGAGAUGCCUGCGCAAUGACGAUGCAAUCAGAGCCGUGAAGAAGCACCUGACAGUCGAGGACCACAGUGGGGAUGUCUUCAGAGGUGGUGACUGUGUUGCGUGCAUACCCUGUACGCGAGAUGCAGAAACUGGGUGCCAAUCUAUGAAAGCAAAGCGUCCUAUGUGGAUAUGGAUUGUUGCAAUUUUCACUGUGAUCAUCAUCUUUGCGAUUAUACUUGGGGUUUCGUUUCGCUGAAGCCACUGUACUUGCCAUACUCUUAAUUUAACUAAGUUCACUUAAUUAAUGCUUUAAUUCACGGUUUAGAAAUGUAGUACAAAGCUUGUGUUAGAGGUAUAUCUAUAAUAUAAUGAUUAUGAAGUACUUUGGAUAAAUAGUUUAUCACUGCAUGUGCUUUAGACUGUUGGCUUUGUAGCGUUUAGUAUAAAAAUAUCUGUGUAUAUGUUAUUUUAUGACAGACCAUAGUAACAGAUUAGUUUAAUUAUCUCUCUCCCUUUAACGUUUUUGCCAUUUGUUGCUUUCUGACAUACAGAUUUGAAAUAGAAAACAAAAUUACAUUUACGGAAUUCGACUUGCAUAUUUGAUUUAUUUAUGUUUAUGUUAUGUUAGGUGACAAAGUGCACAUUACUCCAGCAGACUUGUACUGCUUUUUGCUCAUUUUUAACUUGUUGGUUACGAUAUGCAACACAGUAUAGGCUAGUUUUUGUUUUGUCUUGUUUUGUGCAGUAUAUAGUAUAAUGGUGUUUUUUGCAAAUAAAAAUAAA
Messenger RNA from Pangasianodon hypophthalmus (striped catfish), 1973 nucleotides. RefSeq lists its product as uncharacterized. The transcript has 10 exons. The coding region runs from base 103 to 1446 and encodes 447 amino acids. The record is from RefSeq and is a predicted model, not a curated record. Lineage: Eukaryota; Metazoa; Chordata; Actinopteri; Siluriformes; Pangasiidae.